Molecule: messenger RNA, 1678 nt
Organism: Chinchilla lanigera (long-tailed chinchilla)
Lineage: Eukaryota; Metazoa; Chordata; Mammalia; Rodentia; Chinchillidae
Gene: Prr15
Product: proline rich 15
Exons: 2
Coding region: 709-1089 (126 amino acids)
Source: RefSeq, a predicted model, not a curated record
CUACCUGCACCUGUGGGCCGGGCCCGCCUCCUGGGUCACCUCACACCCCCACGCACCCUUGUGCCGCUAGCUUCGGGUUUCUCCAAUCACUUGGCGCGGGACCAGCAGGUGGGCAGAUGUCUCUGCUCGCUGCUGCGGACGCGUAGGAAGGUUCAGUGCGCCCGAGCGAGCAGCCAUGGUCCCACCUCUCGGCAGCUCCCGAGAGGCAGAGGCGCUGGCGGAGGAGAGGGACGCUCCGGAGACUGUAAGGCUGCUCACUGGGAAAGGCCGCCUGGGCUUUCUCCGGGGACGGAGAGUCUGACAGUGCCUCGGACGAGCCCACCUCGCGGAGAGGCCCGGGCUGUCUCCGUAGGGCGCAGAAAUUGGAGGUGCCAAGGGUGAGCAACACUCGGCUGAGGUGCGCUGCGCUGCGGACAUUCGGACUGGUACACUUUCCAGCAGCCUGGCCUCUCCGAGCCCGCGCCGAGGGACAGCGCCCCGGCUUCGGGGUGCCCGGAGCGAGGGUCCGGUGCUGCUCGCGGCCGCUAGUGCAGUGCGGGGCCUCGGCGUCUGGGAAGCCCAAGCAGUACGAGGAGCUGCCUCGGCUCGCACCCUGUAGCCCGCGUGGGAGAAGCCCGGAAAGGAGUGCAGUGAGCUGCCGGAGACUACGGGAAGAAGGGGUCGCCGAAGCCUAUACCCACGCGGGGCGCCCAGGCCCCCGGCCUGGCCAUGGCCGACAGCAGUGGCACUGGCAACUCGGGCCCCUGGUGGAAAUCGCUCACCAACAGCAAAAAGAAAAGCAAGGACACCCAGGUAGGAGCGCAGCCUUUGGCCCAGCCUGUCCCUGUGGAGCCUGCGCCUCCCAGCUCAGACUGGACCAGCAGCUCCCGAGAGAACCAGCAUCCCGGUGUCCUUGGGGGAGCCGGCGAGUCUCCCAAGUCAGACAGGUCCUGCGGAGAGAAAUCUGGCAACAGCCGCCGCAAUCUGAAGAUCUCACGUUCUGGCCGCUUUAAGGAGAAGAGGAAAGUGCGCGCCACGCUGCUCCCGGAGGGAGACAGGUCCCCGGAGGAGGCAGAUUUCCCUAGUGACUCCUACGAAGACAAGCAGUAACCUUCAGGACACGUCUUCCACCACUUACCCUCACCACCCCCCGUGCUACUGCACGGAGAAUUCUAACCCGCGCCAGUAGUUGGUGUCUCAUUCCCAACAAACUGAGAGCACUCACAUAUGGCCAAGAUUUUAUUUUCUCUUGAUGUAUCAAUUGAGUGCUCAAUAUUUCACGUCUCAAAGAUGCAUUAAAUAUUUGUGAUAAGGGACAACACCUACAGCUGAGGCACUUGGCUAGAUUUUUUUUUUUUUCAGAACACUAUGCUGGGGCCUCCGGCUUGUUCAUGUCCCUUAUGGGAGGGACACCAGUGGGCAGGUCUUUCUCACAGAGACAGUAGCUGAACUUGAAUUCUGCAGCCCCUCAAAGGAGGAAGGUGUGCUCUGGAGGACUUAGACUGGCAAAUCAAGUACUGUUUUUAAUGUCUCAGAGAUGCACUUUAGGGAUACUUCCCUAGACUUAAAAGGAGUGGAGAGAGAAACAUUCCUGAAGAGAAGCAUUUGAAGUGGGGCAGGAUUGCUUCCAAUUUGGAAUACAAACCUGUACCAUCCACUUUAAUGCGGACUAUUAAAAUUGUUGCACUAUAAGACUUAA